Dendronephthya gigantea is the source of this 803-nucleotide messenger RNA. RefSeq lists its product as uncharacterized. Gene Ontology annotation, molecular function: structural constituent of ribosome. Gene Ontology annotation, cellular component: mitochondrial large ribosomal subunit. Lineage: Eukaryota; Metazoa; Cnidaria; Anthozoa; Malacalcyonacea; Nephtheidae. The coding region runs from base 14 to 670 and encodes 218 amino acids. The transcript has 3 exons. Gene Ontology annotation, biological process: translation. The record is from RefSeq and is a predicted model, not a curated record.
GCGCUUAUUCAAGAUGGCCGCAAUUUUUGUACAGAAGUUUAGAACAAUAUUUUGUACAUUUUCAGGUAUUAGAAAAAUUGGAGCCCUAAAUGUGCGUUUUGCAUCAAGUAUCAACCUGGCCCAAACUUGUAAGGCUGGAAAACAGAAAUCUAGGGAAAUUAAGCCAAGCCCUGAAAAACUACAUUUGGCGAACGAAGUCCAUGAUCUAUUCCAUAACAAUGAAAUGGUUGCAGUUCUGAGCUACUUUGACAUGAAAAAUGCCGAAUGGAAUGAGCUAAUUCAUGAAGUUGGCAAGAGUGACAUUCAUUUUCGAUUCCUGCCAAACAAGAUUGUACAUAGAGCUUUGGAUAGCACAGCCUAUGUUAACAUAUGUCCAUUAUUCAUAAGCACAACUGUGGUUGCGUAUUCCAAAGAUGUGCAAAUCAAAGGACUACUAGAUGCUUUGAAAGGGCAACCAAAAGUCCACGUACUGGGUGGAAAGGUUAACGAUAGAUUAUUUGGAAUUGAGAAACUGAUUUGGGUCUCAAAAUUACCUCCGUUAGAACAACUUCAUCAAGAGAUAACAAUGACAUUAUCUAAGCCAGCACAAAACCUGCAACAAUUAUUAAUGAGAAAUCAGCAAGUUCUUACACAAAAUCUAGGACUGCUAGCAAGUGGUGAUGAGACAUAGAACUCACAUGGGAAAAUAAAUAGUUUAAUUGUGAAAUGAAACACAUGUAUGCAAAUACCUAUGUUGUGAUAAUGCCUGGUGUGCUAUAGAACCAGCUUUGAGAAUUUGCCUGCUAAUUAAACUGUAAACAGAA